This is a messenger RNA of Gadus morhua (Atlantic cod), 3362 nucleotides long. Its product is annotated as syntaxin-binding protein 4. The coding region runs from base 185 to 2278 and encodes 697 amino acids. The record is from RefSeq and is a predicted model, not a curated record. The transcript has 21 exons. Gene Ontology annotation, molecular function: protein binding. NCBI's taxonomy places the organism in Eukaryota, Metazoa, Chordata, Actinopteri, Gadiformes, Gadidae.
UCGAGCGCCGUCUCAAAACCCGCUCAGGUCGCGUGUCAGCGGAGGUGGUGCUGAAAGGAAAGCGUUCCCGUGAGGCUAUAUAUAGGCCAAUAUAUGUGAAGCCUACUGAUCUGCUGCCAACGCUGUAUUAUGUUGAUCCAUCUUGCGUGGCCAUUGUCUCGACGGGGUCGGGGGGUCUCGAUACAUGACGGGGAAAAGCAGUUGUCGGUCGUUCCGCUCCAUUGUUGGGCUCGUAGCCCAAAGCUAUCGCUCUACUUCGCAACUAAGGACACUCAUGGGUCCGUAUGGAGUGGACCGUGCCGUGCACGCUCUGGAGUUCAACGAAUGUGAGAACGGCCUGGGAAUAAAGGUAAUAGGAGGGGUGAAGGAGACCACUGGAGAAGAGUUUGGUGUCUAUGUCAAACGGAUUUUACCUGGUGGCAUCGCUUCAAGUGAUGGAAGCCUCCAGGCAGGGGACCAGAUCUUGGAGGUUAAUGGGGACAGCCUGGUAGGAGUCACAAGUGAGAGAGCUGUGGAUGUCUUGAGGGGAGCUUCUGCAACGAAUCACAUGCGACUUCUGAUUGCCAGAGAUGAAGAGGCCAAGAGAGAAUUUGCUGAGCUACUUGAAAAGUAUGGAUCCAACAGCAGCACGGGAUCAACACGAAACUCUCCCAUUCAAGUGCAAGGAACCAGACCGCUGGAGAGCACGUCGUCGGGCUCCUCGUCCCGGUCCCAGAGCCCGCUGCUCCUGAGCCCUGCAGGGUCCCAGAACGCGUACGCCAGCAGCGGGGCGCUGAUGCGCUCCCUCAGCCACCCGGGGGAGGGGGUCAUCCAGCUGAUCACCCUGGCACACGCCAGCAGCCUUGGGAUCACGCUGGGAGGGGGGUCCAACCGCCCCGACGGGCCUGCAGUCUUCAUCCAGGAGGUGCUGUCGGGGGGAGACUGCCAUCGGGACGGGCGUUUGAGGCCUGGGGACCAACUCAUCGCCAUCAACAAGGAGUCGUUGAUAGGCGUCACACACGAGGAGGCCAGAAGCAUGUUGAAGAAGGUCAAGCUCAGCCAGGACAGCGUGGUGGAGAUAGCCUUUAUUCCGGGUAAGGGCUCCUUCCCCAGCAGCUCCUCCCUUCACAACGGGGCACAGCGAGCAGCGGGCAGCAGCUCAGGGUCCGCACGCUACAGACCUCCCCACCGAUCCCCCGAGAGUCAUCCAGAGGAAACAGCAACCGUCUCUUCUUCUUCCCCUGACAUCUUCCCACCAGAUAUUAACAUUUCAGCCUCCGCUGCCAGUCAGAGCAGCACACCGGGGCCCAAGCCCAAGAUCACCCUGGAUCCUCACAUACGGCUUCAGUUUGACAAGCUGGACCUGGCUUUGUUCUUCCUUGGUCUGGAAGUCACAGAGGACAAGAGGAGGCAGUUAAGACAAAGUCUGACCACGGACACCCAGGGAACGGUAUCGUAUGGAGAUUUUGUGGAGGCUACGCGGGAGAUCUUCCAGGAUCAUUUGGAGGAGGCGGGUCUUGCACAGGGUCCCUUUAUGUUCUCCUAUCAUGAAGCAGCAAGUUUGAUGGACACUUCAGCCUUCCACUCACCUACGUACGAGUCCGAGUGCAGCUACAGCAGCGAGGACAUGGAGCAGUUCCAGAUGGAACUCAAGCAGCUGCAGAGCCAGAUGAGGCAGCUCAAGGGGAUGCUGAAGGACACAGAGGACAGUAAAAAGAGCCUUGAGGAGGAGCUCCAGAAAACAGCCCAGAAGGCCAGUCUGACCGUGGAGGAGAACGCCCGUCUGAGGGACCGUCUGCAGGCGGCGGCGGACGGGCCGCUGCCCCCGCCCAGCAGCGCCGAGCAGGACUACGAGGAGGUGAUCGGGCUGCUGGAGGCCGAGAUCAGGGACCUGAAGAACCAGCUGACCGACAAGAGGCCCCCACCGCGCCCCCUGGACCCGGCAGCCCCCCAGGAGGACGUUGGUGAUGUGAACCGCCGGCUUAGGGCUGUGGACUGGCAGCUCAGACGCUCUGAGUCCACCCGGAGGCAGCUGGAGACCUCCCACAACAAGCUGCUGGGGUUCGCCCAGAACGUCCACAGAGUGCUGUCGGCUCCUUCCCCGGGCGGCGGAGAACACGGGGCCAGCGAGCCGUCCCCGGUGACGACCAGCCCCGACCCGGCCCUCCAGCUGGCCAUGGAGGCAAAGAGGCUGCUGGAGAGAGUCUGUGUACUCAACACCGGAGACACGGCAUCAUGCAGCGAGGCCGAGAGCGCGGACGCCAUGAACAGGAGCCCCCCCCCCCCCCCCCCAGUGUGAACCGUGAACACUGAGAGGCAGCAGUCAUUCAUGGUCGUUUGCCGUCUGCACUGACUGACUGACUGAACUGCUGGCUGCACUUACAAAGUAACUUCCUCUUAAAAAUGAAAACCAAACCUGGGUUGUCGUCCUCUGUGCUUUGAAAGUUUAAACAUUACGAGGAAAAAACGAAACAAAAAGAUAAUGGUCCAAAGGAAGGCCGGUUCUUUGUCUGAUUUGCAGAGCAGCUUUCUCAACUCUUAUAUUAAAAUAAAUGUUCAAAAUGACACUAUUUACUAUGUUUGUUUGAUGCCACCUCAGGUCAACCAUCUGAGGGUCGAACCACGUGAGGUUAACUACAGUCUGUGUCAGGUUGACACCACACUGAAGUCAGUUUUAACAGCGAGCUGCCCUCCACAUCAACACCUCUCUCAUGUGUACAGGCUCAAUCCAUUUACUGCAUUAACAUCCUAGCAGUCUUCCACUAUGUUGAUUAAACCAUUGCAAGUGAAUGGCCAAUGUUUAAUGCCAAAGUAUGUUUAUAAAUGUCAUCCUAGUGUCUUCCAUUUCAUCCAACAUAGAGGCCAGUUCGUUUUCAGAGAUCUGAGUAUUGGGUAUAGGUGAUUAUUGUUGAUGGUCAUCUUUCUACAUCUUUACAAUGACUUUGAAGUAUGUAUUUAUUAACGCUACCAUUAUUCAAGCAUCAGUUUCUAUAUAAAUCACUGAAACAAUUGUAUUUAAUGUGCUUGGAAAUGUAUAACCGUCAAGCACAAAUUUGAAAAUCCAUCCCGUUAACCUAAUUAGUAUAAUCUUAUUUGCAACAUUUGUGAUUGAGGUCAACCAUAAAAGGUAAAAAGGCUGAUUUGGAUUUUUUUUGACUGCAUGGUUACAUUUAAUGAAUCACAAAAAUGAUUCUCAAAGUUGGCUGAGGAAGGCAUAAAUCUGACGUCAGCUGGAAAUGACAAGAGAUCUCCUGUUAGGAGUUGCAUUCUAAAAAUGUGGAAAAUGCUUAAAAAAACCAAACAGAUGUUCCUUUCUGGAAUCUACUUUGUGGCCUCAAUUUCGUUAUCAUGCUACCAUUUAUAAUAAAGGACUACACCAGAAA